Molecule: messenger RNA, 1654 nt
Organism: Petromyzon marinus (sea lamprey)
Lineage: Eukaryota; Metazoa; Chordata; Hyperoartia; Petromyzontiformes; Petromyzontidae
Source: RefSeq, a predicted model, not a curated record
UCACCACCUCACCACCACCUCCUCACCUCACCACCUCCUCACCACCUCCUCACCUCACCUCCUCCUCCUGACCCCCGCCACUCCGCGCUGCUACCCGCGUACCCUCCCCCGCGUCUAUGAAGACGCCGCGGUUCCCGCUCCCUCGCUCCAACCUCAUCAGCCUCGGCGGAGGGGUCCGACGUUUCACCACCACCACCACCUCCUCCACCUCGACAGCGGUGACAUCAACAUCGACCCUGCGGCGUCUUAAGAUGGAGAUCUCCAAGCUCGGAGGUGGACAGCAGUCUCCCGGCGAGACAGGCUCCCUCGCCUCGUCCGAUGACGGAGCUGGUCUCACAAACCUCAUCGUGAACUACCUCCCUCAGAGCAUGAGUCAGGAAGAUCUGCAUCACCUGUUCAGCAGCGUGGGUCACGUGGACACGUGCAAACUCAUCAGAGACAAGCUCACCGGGAUGAGUCUGGGCUACGGUUUUGUGAACUUCUCGGAUCCCCGUGAGGCUGAGAAAGCCAUCGGCACUCUCAACGGACUACGACUCCAGUCCAAGACAAUCAAGGUGUCCUACGCACGUCCCAGCUCGGAGGAGUUGAAGGACACCAAUUUGUACGUCACCGGCCUGCCCAAGGCGAUGACUCAGAAGGAGCUGGAGAUUUUGUUUGGCCGGUACGGCCACAUCAUCACCUCACGGAUUCUGGUGGAUCAGAUCACAGGCAUCUCGAGAGGCGUGGCGUUUAUUCGCUUUGACAAGAAGACUGAGGCAGAGGAAGCGAUUCGCCUGUUGAACGGACACAAGCCUAGCGGAGCUACGGAGCCAAUCAGCGUCAAGGUGGCAAGCGCUCCGAAUAAAAAGGCAUCGCCAACGCUGCUCACACAGAUCAACCAAGCGGCUCACAGGCGCUAUGGAGGGCCCCUGUACCACCAGGCACAACGAUUCCGCUACUCGCCUCUCGGCGACUCGAUGGGCGGCCCCGGCUCCUCCCACCACCACCACCACCACCACCACCCCGCUCCUCACCACCACCACCACCCCGCUCCUCACCACCACCACCACCACCCCCAAGCCGCCUCUACCGCCUCAGCCGCCGCUCACCACUCGGUCGCUCACCUCGGAGGAGGAGGAGGAGUGGGAGGAGUGGGAGGAGGAGUGGGAGGGAUCACCGGUCCUCACCACUCGUCCAACGCUCACCACCACCACCACCACCACCCAAACGCGGGCGCCUCCGCUCCUCACCACUCGGCCUCCGCUCCUCACCACUCGGCCUCCGCUCCUCACCACCACCACGGAGGCGGCGGAGGCGGUGGAGGAGGAGGCGGUGGAGGCGGUGGUGGAGGGGGAGGCGGUGGAGGAUUCUGCCUCUUUGUUUACAACCUCGGACCGGAGGCCGACGAGAGGGUGCUGUGGCAGAUGUUUGGGCCCUUCGGUGCAGUGUCCAGCGUCAAGGUGAUCCGUGACUUUGCAAGUAACAAGUGCAAGGGCUUUGGCUUUGUCACGAUGGGCAACUAUGACGAGGCGCUGAUGGCCAUCGAGUCGCUGAACGGUACGCAGCUGGGCGAGCGUGUCCUACAAGUCUCCUUCAAGACGGGCAAGGCUCACAAACCCUGAGGAGGUGGACGAGGAGGAGGAGGACGAGGAGGAGGAGGUGGAGGAGGAGGAGG